AUGAAAAAUUCUGAAAGAAAAAAUGAAUUUGUACGAUAUAUUUGUAAUGAAAUUAAAAUAUUUUUAAAAGAUGUUGGAAUUAAGUAUGUAAAUAAGAAAUAUAGCAAAAAUGAAGACGAUGUAGAGAGUGAAAUUAAGGAUUUUUUGAAAGAAAUAAAAAAGAAAUGGGAAAAAGAAAAUCCGACGAAAAUACAAAAAGUGCUUCAAAGGAUGAAAACAUUAUUUAUAAAAUCUCCCGAAAAGAAGGAGAAAAAGGCAAAGAACUAAGACUACUAUGACAAAAAACAAGGAUUUGAUCUUUAGUGAAAAAAGCAAAUGAUUGAAAGAUUUGUAAAUUAAGAAUUAUUUUUAAAGGCUCUGACAUUUGCGGUACAUUAUUUAAGUUGUAGAUUUCGAUUGUAUUUUACAAAGGCAAUGACAAUUAUAAUCCUCUGGCACAGACAAAACUUUGAUAAAAUACCAAAACCAAGCUUUAUGCAUUUUAAUUCCAAUGGACCGCAGAUGUCAGGGUUAAAUGUGCCCUCCGAUUAUAUCACCUCAAUUACCGUAUUUACUAGAUUAAUUCCCCACCCUCGAAUAAUUCCCCAUGCCAGGGAUGAGUUGA
Messenger RNA from Meloidogyne enterolobii, 604 nucleotides. NCBI's taxonomy places the organism in Eukaryota, Metazoa, Nematoda, Chromadorea, Rhabditida, Meloidogynidae. The record is from the annotation of a GenBank genome assembly.